GUGGAAGCUUAUAUAUAUGUGGAAGCGUUCUAAUCUCUAUUCGCGAAACAAUUUGACUUCCUUGAUUACUCUGUGAAGAUCAAGGAGGGAUUGUAAUCUAUUUCCUCAUCAGUAUUUUGACUUUUGAUUGCUCUACGAAGAUCAAGAAGAACAAAAGAUCCAGCGUCUCAAUCUCCUCUCCUGGGUCCUCUUCAAUUGACACCCUUUUGGUCUUGGAAAAAAUGGUGGACGGAGGCCCAGGCUACACAAUUGAUGAAGCUCUAACUGCCAUGGGUUUUGGAAAUUUCCAAUUACUUGUGCUUGCUUACGCUGGCCUUGGCUGGAUUGCUGAAGCAAUGGAAAUGAUGAUACUCUCUGUUGUAGGCCCAGCAGUUCAAUCUGCAUGGAGUCUUUCCCCUCAGCAAGAGAACCUAAUAACUAGUAUAGUUUUUGCUGGCAUGCUAAUGGGGUCUUACACAUGGGGUAUUGUUUCAGAUAAGCAUGGAAGAAGGAAGGGGUUUCUUAUCCCAGCUCUAGUUACUGCUAUGGCUGGUCUCCUGAGUGCCUUUUCGCCUAGUUAUAUAUUUUUGGUUAUCUUUCGUGGCAUGGUUGGUGUUGGUUUGGGAGGUGGCCCUGUAUUAGCAUCUUGGUUUCUGGAGUUUGUUCCAGCAUCCAGCAGAGGGACCUGGAUGGUUGUGUUUUCAGCAUUUUGGACUCUUGGAACAAUUUUGGAAGCAUCACUUGCAUGGUUGGUCAUGCCAAGAUUGGGUUGGAGAUGGUUACUUGCAUUAUCUUCCCUGCCAUCACUAUUCCUUCUCCUGUUCUACAGAAUGACUCCUGAGUCACCAAGAUACCUAUGCUUAAAGGGCAGAACUACUGAUGCAGUCAAUAUUUUGGAGAAAAUAGCAAAAAUGAAUGGAACGAAACUACCUCCUGGCAUCAUUACUUCUGAUAAUCAAACUGAUCUGGACAGUAUUAAUGCAGAAGAAACAAAUUUACUCUCACCAAAAGAUGGAGUUGGACCUACUAAAGAAAUGGAUAAUAACUUUGGGGGAGUUUCAUCAUUUUUAACACUUCUUUCAUCAAAAUUGGCAAGGUCAACCCUUCUCUUAUGGGUUGUGUUCUUUGGUAAUGCUUUUUCAUAUUACGGCCUUGUUUUGCUGACCUCAGAAUGGAACAAUGGACGUAGUAAAUGCACCUCACCUAGAUUGCAGUCAGAGAACAAUGGUGUUAGCUACAGAGAUGUUUUUGUUGCUAGUUUUGCAGAGCUACCUGGGCUCCUCUUGUCCGCUGCAGCAGUAGAUAAAAUCGGUCGUAAGAUCUCAAUGUCAGCUAUGCUCUUCGUCUAUUGCAUUUUCCUUCUACCACUAGUUUUUCACCUGCCUGAAGGUCUAGCAACAGGGCUUCUGUUCGGAGCUCGCAUAUGCAUCACUGGAAGCUUCACUAUUGUGUACAUAUAUGCUCCAGAGAUAUACCCAACAUCAGUCAGAGCAACUGGCGUUGGAAUUGCAAGCUCAGUGGGCAGGAUUGGUGGAAUGCUAUGUCCGUUGGUGGCAGUGGGUUUAGUGCAUUAUUGUCAUCAAAUUGCAGCUGUGCUUCUCUUUGUGAUGAUUGCCCUUGUUUCUGGAAUAUGCGUAAUGCUCUUUCCUGUUGAGACCAUGGGCCGAGAACUUGUAGAUAAUGAGUCGGAGCUCAGUAAAGAUUAAUGCAUCACAGAAGCAAGAUUUAUAAAUAUAAUGAAGGAUGGACAAUGUGGCUGUGCGGAAGCCACCUGGACUUGGCCCUGUAGAGUGGGAAUGGAAGAUGGUGAGGGGAUGACGUCUGACAACAUCCAAAUGAAACAGCAAGAUUUUGUUUUUUCAUCUGAAGACGAAGGCAUUUUGGUCAUUGAGAAACUAAGAAGCAUUAGUUUCUUGACCACAUUUGUAUUUUUACACGGUUAGGAUUGCAUUUGGGACGGAGACAGAUGUAUUGUUUUGUUCAGAUGUUAAGAGUUUGUAGAUAGUGCGAUGUAUUAUAAAUUUUACAAAUAUAUAAAUUUAGGAGCAUUCAUCCCCCUCAAAUGAUAUUUUAUAAGGAUUGUCUAUGAUAUUAUCACUAUGAAUUUUAUUUUUCCUA
Neltuma alba is the source of this 2097-nucleotide messenger RNA. RefSeq names its product organic cation/carnitine transporter 7. The transcript is spliced from 7 exons. The coding region runs from base 222 to 1685 and encodes 487 amino acids. Gene Ontology annotation, molecular function: transmembrane transporter activity. Lineage: Eukaryota; Viridiplantae; Streptophyta; Magnoliopsida; Fabales; Fabaceae. Gene Ontology annotation, cellular component: membrane. Gene Ontology annotation, biological process: transmembrane transport. The record is from RefSeq and is a predicted model, not a curated record.